Sphaeroforma arctica JP610 is the source of this 558-nucleotide messenger RNA. RefSeq lists its product as hypothetical. Gene Ontology annotation, biological process: double-strand break repair via homologous recombination. The annotation marks the transcript as partial. The record is from RefSeq and is a predicted model, not a curated record. The transcript is spliced from 6 exons. Gene Ontology annotation, cellular component: cytoplasm; nucleus; chromosome. Gene Ontology annotation, molecular function: four-way junction helicase activity; 3'-5' DNA helicase activity. NCBI's taxonomy places the organism in Eukaryota, Ichthyosporea, Ichthyophonida.
AUGCCGAUUAUGGUAGCAGAACGGAAACGAGUACAGUUCAAGUUCAUGAGCGAUAAGUUGCGGAUCAUCUGUUGUACUAUAGCAUUCGGCAUGGGCCUGGACAAACCCAACAUCCGAGGGGUGAUCCACUACAACAUGCCUAAGAGUAUUGAAAACUAUGUCCAGGAGGUCGGGCGGGCGGGUCGCGACGGCGCGGCAUCAUACUGCCACAUGCUUCUGUCCAAGAGUGACAUUUGGUGGCUGCGGAGCAGAGCACACGCCGACACGGUGGACUCCAAUACACUCCUUCGAUUCAUCACAGAGGUAUUCUCGUUGGACGAGGCCAGCGCUGAUGCGGGUACCGUAGGCUUGCUAUCGAUUGAUGAUCUGGAACAGAAGUACGACAUGCGAGAAACCGCUCUGUUCACGCUGCUGUGCAAAUUGGAGAUGCACUCGCAUAAAUUCAUCUCAGUGCUGCCGCAGAUGAACUGCAUCUGUACGCUGAGAGUGUCGAAAGCACAGUUAGAGGAGGUGGCAACAACGAAUAUGUUUGCUAAAGCGGUGUUGAGCGUAGGCUCG